Staurois parvus is the source of this 251-nucleotide messenger RNA. The record is from the annotation of a GenBank genome assembly. NCBI's taxonomy places the organism in Eukaryota, Metazoa, Chordata, Amphibia, Anura, Ranidae.
AGGUUGAGUUUGAGGAAAUGGAGCGACAUCCAGUCAGACCAGAGACUGCAGACACAGUACAGGAGAUGACCAGAGACUGCGGACACAGUGCAGGAGAUGACCAGAGACUGCAGACACAGUACAGGAGAUGACCAGAGACUGCGGACACAGUACAGGAGAUGACCAGAGACUGCGGACACAGUACAGGAGAUGACCAGAGACUGCGGACACAGUACAGGAGAUGACCAGAGACUGCGGACACAGUACAGGGG